AUGGCGCCACCCACGUCUCUGUCUUCGCACGAGCGGACACGAGUCGAGGAUUAUCUUAAUGAUAAAAUACAGAUUCCGGCUGAUCUUGAGAGUUUGGACUCGCUGCUCUCAAGUCUCCGCGCGCAACAGGAGCUCCAGCGGAAGCAGCUAACAGAUGCGCACGAAGCUCUCUCAAAUGCGACCAAGGCAUCAAAUGACCAUGCCGAAGCUACUCGAAAGCGUGCCGAGGCAUUCGCGGCCGAGCAGGCGGACAUCGACCAGCGGCUGAAGGCGAUUACACAAUCAGAGACGAGCGAUGAGGCAGUGCGGCGGUUGGAGAAAAGUAUGGAGAGGCUUCAGCGGUUGGAGAUUUCUAAGGGAUAUGUGGGAUUGCUGAAGGAGGCCGAAGAGCUGAGCAAGAAAGCGUUGUCCGUUAUCUCCUCCGAUCCCCGGGCCGCCUUGCAACCCUAUUCUCAGCUACGGAAUAUUGUGGUCUCACUGAAAGAGGCUCAACCUGCUGCCGAGGGUGCUGCGCCCCACCUUAUCGACUAUACAGAGAAACUGGCGUCCGCAUUGAGGGAACAGUUGAAAAAAUUCUUUGGCGAUCAGCUACAGAAGACGCUUACGUCUUUGAAAUGGCCAACACGGGAGUUGAACAUCACGGAUAAAUUGUUGGAUCAAUGGAGACAUGAUGUUGAGCUCCUGAUUGACUUGCAGACACCAGAACUCCCACACCGUGAUGCAUUGAGCAUCAGCCAGACAUCCGAACCUCCAUGCUUAUUCCCUUUAGAUGUUAUGGUGCAUCCUUUGAGUCUGCGAUUCAAGUACCACUUUAGUGGUGACAAGCCGACAAACAGACUCGACAAGCCGGAAUACUUUCUUUCUCACAUUUUGGACCUCAUCAAUCAAUUUGGUGGUUUCUUUACUUCAUACUUCCAGCCAAUACUUGAUGAAAAAGCUCAGUCGGCUGGUGUCAGCUUGGAAUGGAACUUUUAUAAUGCUUUGCAUGCAUUCAUUAAUGCUCUUAUGCCAAUGUUAGAAGAGAAAGUCGACUUAUUCCUUCCACAAGUUUCCGACUAUCCUCAACUGCUCAGUCAUUUCAUCCACGAGUUGAUGAAAUUUGACAACGAGAUCCGGGAAACUUGGAACUACUUACCAGACCCUUACUCGGAUGGAAACUGGAAGGGCAUGACCGGGGAGGUUCUCGCCAAACAAGGGUGGUAUGAUCGCUGGCUUCAGAUCGAGAAAGACUUUGCCCUGGCUCGUUACAAGGAUAUCAUCGAGACUGCCGACGGUGGAGAGAUUGACUAUGAUGGCGUCGAGUUGACCGCGACUAAACCAACAAAAUCCGCAAUUCGAGUCAACGACCUUCUCGAAACCAUUACAGAACGCUACCAGCCGCUUUCUUCCUUCAGCCAGAAGUUGCGAUUUCUCAUCGACAUUCAAAUUACGAUUUUCGAUCAAUUCCACGAGCGCCUUCACUCUGCCUUGGAGGCCUAUCUUGCGAUGACCUCUACACUAGGCCGGACGGUACGAGGAGCAGACGGACAAGCCAGUGUAGAAGACGUUGCAGGUCUAGAGCGGCUCUGCAGAGUUUUUGGCAGUGCAGAGUAUCUUGAAAAGAAGAUGGAGGACUGGAGUAACGAUGUAUUCUUCGUUGAACUAUGGUCGGAGCUUCAAGAACGUGUCCGCCAGGGUGGGAAAAAUGUUGCGGGCUCCAUGACCGUUGCCGAGGUAGCCGCUCGCACUUCGCCAGCAGUCAAUGGGGGGUCAAGUCCUCAAACAUCGUCUGACGGUGCAUUGUUCGAUGAAACUGCCUCCGCAUACCGUCGUCUACGACAACGGUCCGAAUCAAUAAUUACCUCCACCCUGACCUCGAACAUCACUGCAGCCUUGAAGCCUUACUCCCGUGUAGCUACCUGGGCUACACUUUCUGUCCCCUCCGCUGGCUCAGCAACCUCUCCCCUCUCCCUCUCCUCCGACUUGGCACACGCAAUGCGCACACUGUCUUCCCAACUUGCCUUUCUUUCCGAAGCCUUGGGCGUGGCGCCCCUACGAAGAGUGUCCCGCCAGCUUCUCCUCUCCAUACAGACUUACAUUUGGGAUCAUGUCCUGACUAGGAACACUUUCUCCACGGCCGGUGCGAAUCAAUUAGUCAGUGACGUCGAACAAAUAUGCAGCGUGGUUGAUAACACCCUUGGCGUGGCUGGCCAUCCAGGCGGCUCGUUGCUGAUCAUGAAGAAGCUCAACGAGGGUCUGCGUCUUCUGAACCUGACUCCGUCGGUCGCUGAAUCUGGUGAUGGAGCUGGCAAUGAGUCUAGUGCUGGGCUAGGCUUGUGGGAUGUGGAAAAAAGGUUGUUCAAGGACAACGAGAGUGCUCGUGCUGUUCUUGUUGAGUUGGAGAUCGAUGCAUUGACUGAGGCCGAGGCUCGAUCUGUACUGGGACACAGGGUGGAGAUUGGCAGUUAG
This is a messenger RNA of Penicillium pulvis, 2448 nucleotides long. RefSeq names its product RINT-1 family protein. The record is from RefSeq and is a predicted model, not a curated record. Lineage: Eukaryota; Fungi; Ascomycota; Eurotiomycetes; Eurotiales; Aspergillaceae. Gene Ontology annotation, cellular component: Dsl1/NZR complex. The transcript has 3 exons. Gene Ontology annotation, biological process: regulation of ER to Golgi vesicle-mediated transport; retrograde vesicle-mediated transport, Golgi to endoplasmic reticulum; endoplasmic reticulum to Golgi vesicle-mediated transport. The coding region runs from base 1 to 2448 and encodes 815 amino acids.